UACAUUGCACUUUGCCCUGUGCUUGGGAAAGAUUGUUGAUUUUUACUAUGGUUUUACCAAGGUGUGAUAUAAUGCGCUGAGUUCGUUAGCUUGCUCAAUCGUUUGAAUAUAAUAAGCUGUGCACGGGCAGAAAGGAAGACACCUACAAGAUGGAGUUACCAACCUUGGAGGCCCAGCCGGUAGAGACUGAUCAAAUGAUGAAUGAAUCGCAGUGGAAAAGGCUCUUUGAUGAGUAUGAUGCGGAUCAUGACGGCUACAUCCCGUUGGCUGAGUUUCGGAACAUCAUGAUAGACAAGGCUCACACGCACGACUUACCGCGCUCCAAGCACGACGACAUCAUCAUGCGGGCAGAUAAGGACAACGAUGGCCGAAUCAGUCAGCAGGAGUUUGUCAACAUCAUGAUGAACCCGGAUCCGAGACUGAAUGUCUUCCAGUGGCUGGUGGAGAAGGGGGUGGAGAGUGUCGUUCCCCGCACCAGUACAACCACGGUGAAACACUACGUGCAGCAAUACAACUGCAUUCCGCCGCCCCUCUUCAUGAUACUUAUUAGUGUGGCCGAGAUCAUCAUCUUCAUAUACUAUUGUGUCGAGGCCGGCUAUGUAGGGGCAAACGGUCCCGUUCCUGUCCAUAGCAUUUUCAUAUACAACCCGCACAAGCGAAAGGAAGCGUGGAGAUACGCUACUUACAUGUUCAUUCAUGCUGGGGCGUUACACAUCGUGUUCAACCUCAUCAUUCAGAUCGUGCUUGGUGUUCCACUGGAACUUGUGCACAAGUGGUGGAGGAUCAUGUUUGUCUACAUCUGCGGAGUCAUAGCAGGGUCUCUGGGCACGUCAGUAGUUGACAGCUAUGUAUAUCUAGCUGGUGCGUCGGGUGGUGUAUACGCUGUACUGUCUGCCCAUCUCGCAAACGUCAUUAUGAAUUGGUCGGAGAUGGAGUUUGGCUGGGCGCGGUUGCUGUUUGUGAUAAUCCUCGCGGCAUCUGACAUUGCUACUGCACUCUACUAUCGCUACACGGGCGUCGAGACUGGCGUCGGAUACGCUGCUCAUUUCUGUGGGGCUCUGGCAGGCGUCCUCGUCGGCAUCGUCACGCUGAAGAACAUCGACGUGAGGCCGUGGGAGGAGAAGGUCUGGUGGAUCUCGCUGUCGGUCUUCCUCGCCGCAGUCAUGUUCGCCGUCUUCUGGAACAUCUUUUACUGCGGCUUCCCGGCCGACAGCCUCUCCGGCUUCUGUCGGGACUAGCCGGGAGGCGGAGGGACCAGGAGGACCGGGAGCGUGGCGACAAUCACCUCUGCCUGAUGCGAGGCAGGCAUCCUCAGGGUACGCACGUCUCCGUUCGUCUGUGCGUGCGUGCGUGCGUGCGUGGGUUGUACGUAUUUACUUGCUUACUACAAAAAAAUGUGGAAAUCUCGCUGUAUAGAUUGCGUCCCCAGAAAAUUUUGUCUCGUGAUUCGGAAGUGCUGUCUGGUGAGUUUUCCACGUCGUGUGUCAGUUGAAAAGUAUUCAAUCGAGUUAUGGUUAGUGGAACAAUUGUAACAGGGCUCCGUUACAUGCAAGACCAUGCGGUUUACACGUGUUUAGGCUCUCACCAAAGUAUCGAGUUAACACGUGUAAUAUUGAACUGAACUUAACAAAUCACGUUCUACUCACGUGUAGAUUUCACGUGCGCACUUCCCGUAUUCUUAGAAUUUCUACCCAGGUGUUCUCCCACACAGAUCGUGGUUAUGCGUGUCAACCCAGUUAGCAUUUAACAAACAUCUCGGGCGUUGGCUCAUUAUAUUUUAGCAAUGAUCAUUUUGUAAUUACCUACUCUACAUAUUAACGGAGCCCUGUUACGCCAUAGCGGUAGGUGCUGAGUGCGUGGGCAGACCCCCGAAUUGUAAACACCCGAGCAAUCCCAUUCGAACUUUUUGUGCAAUAUUCGCGAUUUGCGAGCUGUGGAUAUUCCCGUGCUAAACGAUAUCUACGCAUUUAGCUGCAUUAAUUGCACCAUUUACCCAGCACGUGCUUAGCAGUGCUGGCUUCAGUGCAUAGGCAGAGGUUAGCCGUUGCACCCAGCCGGUAGCAGAUGCACACGUGUUUAGGUAAACAUACUGCUCUGCUCGCUUGCACGCAUGGUGUGUGUGUGUGCAGUGUGCAGUGGUUUGUCUCGGGCAAGCGUGACCGUCCAAAGUUCAUGUUUAUUCAUAGAAUUGUCAGCACUUGCGUAAUUGGCCAUGUAUGUAUGUUAAAUUGACAUUGGGGGGGAACAGACACAGGUUAUUAUCGGUCUGUGUUACAACAUAUUGUUCAUGAAAAAUGUGAUUGCUAAAAUGCAUACAAUUAAGGGUCGAUUAGCAUUUUCGAGUGUGCUGUAUUGUGUGUACUGUAGUUUAUACUACCGGCCAUCUUUAACAGUAUAGUAGAAGUAGGCCUAUGAAUAUACAGAAUUUAAUAUUAAUUUGCAUGACAUUAUAUACCGAUUUAUUUGUUUGUGAUCAAUUGUAUUAGCUCGUUUAUUAUUACGUUUUUUUGUUAAUACUAUUUUUUUACAAGAGUAAUUUUUAAUAUUGAUUCUAUUGCCUAUAUUCCCAAGCAUGCGUCCCUCUUCAAUUCGACAUUUUAAAUGCCAAUUAAUAAUCAGGUAACGAUGAAUUCUUUAAAAAUAUUUUCUAGGUUGUGUUUACGAAUAGGUAAAUGUUAAGCAUAGUACUUAUAAUUCUAUGCAAGGCCACGUGCAUAAAAUAUCUUGUGUAUUCAAACCUAAUAGAUUUUGUUGCUGUCGAGGAUUUUAUGGUAAAUGUAAUGUAUACGACUGUAGUAUUUGUGCAGGCAGUGCUCAGAUAAAUUUUUGAUUAACAACUCGACCACAUCUAAAAUCAUUGGUUGGUAGGUUACCACAACCAAGAGAUUUGAGUGGCCUAAAAUAUCCAAGUAUAUGAUCAUGUGAAAAUACAAAAUCGCUAUGAUUUACAUGUGGAUGUAGUGACAGCUGGGACAGUAGGAUAGCUUACGUACUUUUAUAUAGAGAAGAGACUAAAAGAAAUUUUAGAUUUUGAUAAAAAACAGUAUUUAAACCAAGUAGACUGUUAUAGAAAUUGUCAUAUUUGAACUGGUAACCAAUGCGGACGGGUUUUUUCUCUUGUGAAAAUCGAAAAUGUUUAUAGAAGGCGAUUUGUGAUUAUAAUGGAGGCAAUAUAAUAACAAUCGGUAGUAAUAUAUCAGACAGAUAUGUCUAUAUGUAACUUCUGAAACAGUUAUGUAUAAAGCAUGUGAUGAUGUUAUUUUUACAGAUAUUAGUAAAAAAUCAUUUAUUGUCUAACUGCGAGUAGGGCGAAGUUAAUAUGUUACCUGUGCCUUCAUAUAAGCUUAUGUUGUUGAUUUUAAAUGAGACAAUAAAAAUGCUAUAUGUGAUCUA
Molecule: messenger RNA, 3393 nt
Organism: Priapulus caudatus
Lineage: Eukaryota; Metazoa; Priapulida; Priapulimorpha; Priapulimorphida; Priapulidae
Product: rhomboid-related protein 2-like
Exons: 9
Coding region: 150-1238 (362 amino acids)
Cellular component (GO): membrane
Molecular function (GO): calcium ion binding; serine-type endopeptidase activity
Source: RefSeq, a predicted model, not a curated record